AUGACGGCCCAGAUUGGCAAUUGCAACGACGAUUUGUCUGUAUUUCGGCAGCCCGAGGACUUUUACACCCAGGAUUCCCGUUUUCUGGCCUGCUCGGAGCCCAUCUCCCGCCAUAUGAGCUCAGAGGGCUCCUUCUCAUUAUCUACACCAGCAUCGCCAAUGCUGGGCACCAGCUUCAACUCCUUCUAUACACUGCAAGCCAGCUCACCCGGAAGUCCCAUGUUUUCUCAGCUGCAGGACAUGCCAGGUGCUGGCGUUGGCUCUCCAUACAGCACGCAAAGUGUCACGACGAGCUGCGAAGGGCACUCCCCGAUGACUGUGGCGGAGGACUUCACAGGCGAAUCGCCCAAGGGGCGCGACUACCCAGUGGUGUGCCUGUUUCCCGGUUGCGACACCAAGCCCUUCAAACGCCGCGCAGACCUCGAUCGCCACUACAAGCACAAGCACGCACCAGCGUCGCAAAAAGACUCGUACUUUUGCGACUACCCAAAGUGCGCGCGUCGCCGAGACCCUUUUCAUCGCCGAGAUCACUUCCGUGACCAUCUGCGCGAGUUUCACAAGGAGGUUAUCGAGAAGCGUGGCGGCUCGGUCAGCGAGGAGUGGCUUGAGGACCGCAACGUGUCGUCGACGUGGUGGCGAUGCGCCAAGUGCCUCGUACGCAACUACAUCGAGCAGAGCGGCUACGAGUGCCCCAAAUGCAAGACGACAUGCCAGGCUAAGCGCAAGGAGCUGCGCAUGCGUGAUUGA
This is a messenger RNA of Beauveria bassiana ARSEF 2860, 747 nucleotides long. RefSeq lists its product as uncharacterized. NCBI's taxonomy places the organism in Eukaryota, Fungi, Ascomycota, Sordariomycetes, Hypocreales, Cordycipitaceae. The coding region runs from base 1 to 747 and encodes 248 amino acids. The transcript has 2 exons. The record is from RefSeq and is a predicted model, not a curated record.